GCCGCUAACACCAGUGUGCCAGGCUCCCCCCAAAAAUAACUAGAUCUGUACAUUUGGGGUGAUUUUUCGGGUUAAAUCGGAUGCUCGGGUGGACCUGCGUGCUUGCUGGGUGCCAGUAAUUGCGCUCAUUACUGGUAAACAUCCGUGCAGUGAGGAAGUGGGAUGUGGCCGGACUGGAUCUCCAGUUAGGAUCUGCGACCGUGCUGUCCAACCCGGGCUCCAGUUUAAACCCCCUUGCAGUGCGGACGGGUAUAAAAAGCCCCGCGAUGGCACCCAGAGGACGAACUGGGAGUCAGAUCCACAACAGGCGAGUCGUAAGUAAUCGUUAGACUGGGAGAAUGGACUCGUCGGUAGCACUGGGCAGGCUGGAGCUCGGGCGCGCGGCUGCCGUGCCACCGGGAGCGCGCCUGAGGGACAGGAGCGCGCAGCAGCAGAGCGCGGGGACGCGCCCUCGCCCCGGCGGCUGUGUCCCCCUCUCACAUCAAGUGGCCGGACACAAGUAUGGCGUGGAUAAAGUAGGUAUCCUGCAGCAUCCCGAUGGAACCGUCUUAAAGCAGCUCCAGCCUCCGCCCAGAGGUCCCAGAGAGCUGAAGUUCUACAGCAUGGUUUGCGCCGAGGACUGCCGUGAUCCCUGCCUGCUGGACCUGCAGAAGCAUCUUCCUAAAUACUACGGCACGUGGUCUCCUCCAGACAACCCCACAGAGCUCUACCUGAACCUGGAGGACGUCACGCGGCGCUUCAGGAAGCCCUGCAUCAUGGACGUGAAGAUCGGCCAGCGCAGCUACGACCCCUUCGCCUCGCAGGAGAAGCGGGAGCAGCAGAUCAGGAAGUACCCCCUGAUGGAGCAGAUCGGGUUCCUGGUACUGGGGAUGAGGGUGUACCAGGUGGGCUUGGACAGCUUCGACACGUACGACCAGCACUACGGCCGGGGUCUCGUCGAGGACACGGUCAAAAACGGUCUCUCCAAGUUCUUCUACAACGGCGAGACGCUGCGCCGGGACGCCGUCGCCGCCAGCCUCGUCAGGGUGCGGAACAUCCUGGGCUGGUUCGAGAGCCAGAGCCAGCUGAACUUUUACGCCAGCUCUCUGCUCUUCGUCUACGAGGGGCUUCCGUCGUCCACGGGGAAGAGAGGCGGCGCGCCGCAGAAGAACGAGGAGGUCCUGGAGUACAACAACAACAUCAAGCAGAGCCUCUCCAGCGUGUACAGGAACGGCUGCGAGGAGGAGAUCACGGAGUACGGGAAGGAGGAGGAGGAGACCACGGAGGUGGAGGUGAGAAUGAUCGACUUCGCUCACGUCUUCCCCAGCAAGGUGCACGACCACGGCUACGUCUACGGCCUGAGGAACCUGCUCAAGGUGCUGCAGCAGAUCCUGGACGACUGAAGGUUCCUCAUGUAGGUCCUUUCAUCUCAACAGAGGAAAAACUCUUAGAAUUUUAGGUUGGGGGGCUUGGGGGGGGGGUUGUAUAGGUCCUGUUUUUUCCUCUGAUCAGAGCCCUCGAGUCUGCACUACCUGGAGUGUAAUGAAGUACCACAUUUUAAAGCUCGGUCUAAUAGAUCUUCGUGUGUGUGUGUGUGUGUGUGUGUGUGUGUGUGUGUGUGUGUGUGUGUGUGUUGAAAGCAGCUCUGCGCUCUUGUGUAUUUUACUCAGGUAAACUAAUUCCGUAGUCAUGUACUGUUUUGCUUCAGCUGAUUUAAAGAUGAUUUAAUGUUUUUUAUUUUAAUCAUAACUCAAAUCAUCGUUUACUCAAAUCCUGCUAUUCAGACAAGAUCUGGCAUUUGGCGGAUCCUUUUAUUGAAAGACCGGGAGUAAGGGCCUUGCUUAGGGGCCCAACUUUACAUUGGUUAGGCUUAAACAUAGUCCAGCACCUUUACUGCUGAGCUACCACUGUCCUGUAUACAGUAUAUACGCUAUAUAGCGGCCUGUCCAUUCAAUUGAGCAUUUCUAGCGUAGACUCAAGACCCACUGCGACCCUGACCAGAAUGAAAUGAUUACUAAAUAUUAAUAAAUUAUUUUUAUAAUCAAUAAAAUUAAUUUUAUUCAGAUUCUGAACAGACAGCGCUUAAAAAGAUUAAAGCGUUCGGUAUCUGACUGAAACAUCAGCACCACCUGGUGGUGCUCAACGGAACUGCAGCUGUUUUUCUCUAGAAAAAUAGAAUUAAUUCACUGUCUGUUUUACCGUCGCGUUAUCCUGGUCAGGGUCACGGUGGGCCUGAUUCACUGGCUGAGCACCCCAGACAGGUGGGAGGAAACCAGAGCCCCGGAGGAAACCCUUAAAGAUUCAGGGAGAACAUGCAAACCCCACACAGAAAAACCUUGCUGUGAGUCUGAAUAGCAGGUUUUGGAUCUCCAUGUUCUUCUAGACUAUAGUUCAUUAACCUUUGCUGCCAAACCGACCCUGCCUGUGGAUGAAACCCUGUUGACGUGUCGUGAUUUUUUAAAUCUCAUACAGAACGUUUCUUAUGUAUAUAUACGGUAUUAAAUAUUUUGUGACUGACGAUGCAAUUUAAUUUAAUUUUUAUGUUUUAUAUAUUUGGUCAGUUCUGUUGAUAGUUUCUUCCUGCUGUGUAUGACUGAGGAGUAAAUGUGUAAGAUAACCUAUAAGUAAUGUAUAUAAUUCACUUCCUGCUAUGUAAGUGGCUUUAAGUGUGUUUUAAUGAUGUCCAGUCAGCUCAAAGUGUUCGGAUUGGUGCCAUCGACCAGCCAGCAGAGGUCGCAAUUGCAGCAUUUGUGAUGAAUCCUUGCAGCCCUCCGUCCCUCAGGCACAGCCAGUUAUGUCUGUGUAGGUGCCCGGCCGAGAGAUAGAACACAAACCACCAUGCGCAUUUUCUAUGCAGUCCCCCUUCCCCAAUUGUCCUCCCAAUUUAGUCAUAUCUAAUUACCUUUACUGCCCGACACGUGUGCAGUACCGACCGCUUCUUUUCACCUGCACCAGAGAUCCGUAUUGCGCAUGGAGAGUCACGCACCGAUCUCCAUUAUCGCUGUCUUUGUGCAGCACCAUCGAUCAGCCAGCAGAGGGCGUAACUGCAGCAGUUGUGAGGAAUGGCAAACGUAAGGUUGUGGGUUUGAAUCCCCACUGCCAUGCAGCCACUGACAGGCUCUGACCCCAAGCUUCCAAACAACAUGGAUGUAAAUAUGACAAAUAGAGAUUUUAAUCACAUAAAAAGCCUUUAAAUUAAAUUAAAUAAAAAGAGGAGAUGAGGAGGAGUAAACGGUGUGAGAGAUAAAUAAUAAAACACACUUAAAUUUAUGAUCGCCACAGAUUUUUUCUUUUCUUUUAUUCAUUAGAUGUAUGAUUUUAACUGGUGACCGCGUCUGUAAUGAUUUUAUACCUGCGUAUGCUUUUCAUUAUUGUUGCUGCUGGAUUUUAUUUGUAAUAUCUUUGCAAUUUUCUUUAUGGGCAUUGAAAGUUUGUGUUAAACAAACGGAUUAAUCUGUGCGUAAUCACUGUACAAGCUGAUGUGGUUCAAAAUCAGUGGAAUUUAUUCAUCAUCUCAGUAAAAAUCCUUUUAUUUUACUACAUGACUGCAAAAAUCUGGACAGUAUUUUUGUUGAAAAACAAACACAGUAUGUUGUUGAAACAUGCAGCUCGUGUUCUGACCUCGCCUCGACUGUAGAACCGGCUUUUUAACAUUCCCCGUUCCUUCUGAGCCCGGAAAUGAGGGAACGAGGCCACGUGUUCUCAUGGUGAAAGGAAAAUUGGAAUUUUGUGUCUUCUGGGAAAGUCGGUCUGACCUGCGUGUUUAAUUCCAGGCUCAGGAACAGUCAGUCAGGGUGUUACGGGACUUUCGAGUCAGUGUUUGAGGGAAGGUUUCGGGCCCCUGUGUGUUUUUAUUUACACGGCCAGUCGCAGCUCAUGUUUACCGUUCUGCUAUCUGUAAUUUGAUGACUAAAGGAAACAGAAUAAACUGUACGACGUCCGUAUCGACGUUUCUGCUGUAAACUGAUCCGAGCUUCUCUCUCUUUUUAAUUUUAGCACUCGGCUGAUUUCUGUGCUGGUGCUCGGUGCGCUUUAAUUAUUUUCUUGACUGGAACUGGCUAAUUCUGGCGCCCGUUAGCCCACCGUCGCCGAGAUCCGGGCUCGAACCUGUGCGGUGCUGUCGGCCAACCGGGCACCUGCACAGACGUGAUCGAAUAGUGGGUGUCCUUGUCUCACACUCAGUGUUUCCUGGUGGAUGAAAUGAAAUGGAAAAGAGAAACAGGUUCAUCCUUAGAUCCUUGUUUAUUCUGCUGUGUAGCUGGACUUAAUCAACUGCUUACUCUGUACACCCGAUAAUGGUAAUUCCGAUUUCUGAGGGUUCGAAUCCCGGGCUGGGCUUACAUACACAUACACAGAUGGGCUCAUGGCAUUGAGGGGACACAUCAGUGCCCACUUAGUGCAAGUUCCAUGCCAGGACAAAUAGGAGGGUUGAAUUAGGAAGGGCACUGUGCCCAAAAAUGUGGGCGGAUGAUUCGCUUUGGCGCCCUCUAGUGGGAGCAGCUGAAAGGAACCAUCUCAGUCUCGUUCAGUUACAUGGACAGUGUGUUUUGGGGGGUAAAAAUGACUCUGGUAUUUGAGGUAAAUUCUCCUGUCAGCAUUCGGUACAAAAUUCACUUUUGGGUCUUUGGUUUUAUUUUCUGUGGCGGUCAGUUGGAACAUGACUGGAACACACAGGCACAUGUGAGGACGGUAUGAACUUAACGGGGAACGUUCUCCUCUGUGAGACCUUUGCAAAGUUCUCUAGGUCGAGGAUCUAGAGGGGAAAUGGUUAUGACUCGACGAGCUCAGAUCAAAUCCACUAAAUUAACAACAGCGUUUGUAGUAUACAUGUAGAUCAUGUAAUAAUGUACUCAUAUAUCAGAUGUAUAGUUGGCAAAUCUAUUAUUAUUAAUAAAAGUAAUGAAUACA
Trichomycterus rosablanca is the source of this 4887-nucleotide messenger RNA. RefSeq names its product inositol polyphosphate multikinase b (gene ipmkb). Gene Ontology annotation, cellular component: nucleus; cytoplasm. Bases 339 to 1382 code for a protein of 347 amino acids. Gene Ontology annotation, biological process: inositol phosphate biosynthetic process. Lineage: Eukaryota; Metazoa; Chordata; Actinopteri; Siluriformes; Trichomycteridae. The transcript is spliced from 6 exons. The record is from RefSeq and is a predicted model, not a curated record. Gene Ontology annotation, molecular function: inositol-1,4,5-trisphosphate 3-kinase activity; inositol tetrakisphosphate kinase activity.